Molecule: messenger RNA, 2886 nt
Organism: Ooceraea biroi (clonal raider ant)
Lineage: Eukaryota; Metazoa; Arthropoda; Insecta; Hymenoptera; Formicidae
Gene: Hsp90
Product: heat shock protein 90
Biological process (GO): protein folding
Molecular function (GO): ATP hydrolysis activity; ATP binding; ATP-dependent protein folding chaperone
Source: RefSeq, a predicted model, not a curated record
AUAAAAGCGACGCUGCGCGCCACUAUUGAAUACUCGAGUAGCGGAUCACGUGCGGAGCGGUUCGUCUCUUUCGCGACAUCUCGAUCGGGUGUACUCGCAUCGAAUUUCGACCGCAAUUCGUGCGUCGAGUAGUUCUUCGUACAGCUAUCGACGUUGAACUAAGAGAGAGAGUUUGCUCGAAAUAAAAGUGCAGCAGAGCAUGCCAGAGGACGUAAGCAUGGUGGACUCCGAAGAAGUUGAAACCUUCGCCUUCCAGGCCGAGAUCGCUCAGUUGAUGAGCUUGAUCAUCAACACCUUCUACUCGAACAAGGAAAUCUUCAUCCGUGAAUUGAUCUCCAACUCGUCCGAUGCGUUGGACAAGAUUAGAUAUGAAUCUCUCACAGAUCCAUCCAAGCUCGAUACGUGCAAGGAACUGUUCAUUAAAAUUAUUCCGAACAAGAAUGACCGCACCCUGACAAUUCUUGACUCUGGCAUUGGCAUGACCAAGGCUGAUCUCGUAAAUAACCUUGGUACCAUUGCCAAGUCUGGCACCAAGGCAUUCAUGGAGGCUCUCCAGGCGGGUGCUGAUAUCUCCAUGAUUGGACAGUUCGGUGUAGGUUUCUACUCGGCGUACCUCGUGGCCGACAGAGUCAUCGUCAUCUCGAAGCACAACGAUGAUGAGCAAUACUUGUGGGAGUCCUCCGCUGGCGGUUCGUUCACCGUACGUCCCGACAAUGGCGAGCCGAUCGGUCGCGGCACCAAGAUCGUCCUGCACAUCAAGGAGGAUCAGACAGAGUACCUCGAGGAGUCGAAGAUCAAGGAGAUUGUUAAGAAGCACUCGCAGUUCAUCGGCUACCCCAUCAAGCUCCUCGUAGAGAAGGAACGUGACAAGGAACUCAGCGAGGACGAGGAGGAGGAGCCCGCGAAGGAGGGCGAGGCUGAGGACGAGAAGCCCAAGAUCGAGGACGUCGGCGAGGAUGAAGAUGAGGACAAGCCGAAAGACGAGAAAAAGAAGAAGAAGAAGACCAUCAAGGAAAAGUACACGGAGGACGAGGAGCUGAACAAGACGAAACCGAUCUGGACGAGGAAUCCGGACGAUAUCACGCAGGAGGAGUACGGCGAGUUCUACAAGAGCUUGACCAACGACUGGGAGGAUCAUCUGGCUGUGAAGCACUUCUCCGUUGAGGGACAGCUGGAAUUCAGGGCGCUGCUGUUCAUCCCGCGCCGCGCGCCCUUCGACCUCUUCGAAAACAAGAAGAGGAAGAACAACAUCAAGUUGUACGUGCGACGUGUCUUCAUCAUGGACAACUGCGAAGAUCUGAUCCCGGAGUACUUGAACUUCAUCAAGGGUGUCGUGGACAGCGAGGAUCUGCCGCUGAACAUCUCUCGUGAGAUGCUGCAACAAAACAAGAUCCUGAAGGUCAUCAGGAAGAAUCUCGUGAAGAAGUGCCUCGAGCUCUUUGAGGAGUUGGCCGAGGACAGGGAGAAUUACAAGAAGUGCUACGAGCAGUUCAGCAAGAACCUGAAACUGGGCAUCCACGAGGACAGCCAGAACAGGAAGAAGCUGUCGGAGCUGCUUCGCUACCACACCUCCGCGUCCGGUGACGAGAUGUCCUCGCUGAAGGACUACGUCGGCAGGAUGAAGGAGAGCCAGAAGCACAUCUACUACAUCACCGGCGAGAGCAGGGAGCAGGUCGCCAACAGCUCGUUCGUCGAGCGCGUCAAGAAGCGUGGCUUCGAGGUCGUGUACAUGACCGAGCCGAUCGACGAGUACGUCGUCCAGCAGUUGAAGGAGUUCGACGGAAAGCAGCUGGUUUCCGUCACGAAGGAGGGUCUGGAGCUGCCGGAGGACGAGGACGAGAAGAAGAAGCGCGAGGAAGACAAGACCAAGUUCGAGAAUCUCUGCAAGGUCAUGAAGGACAUCCUGGACAAGAAGGUUGAGAAGGUCGUGGUGUCCAACAGAUUGGUCGACUCGCCGUGCUGUAUCGUCACGUCGCAGUACGGCUGGACGGCGAACAUGGAGAGGAUCAUGAAAGCGCAGGCGCUCCGUGACACGUCCACCAUGGGAUACAUGGCCGCGAAGAAGCACCUCGAGAUCAAUCCCGAUCAUCCGAUCAUGGAGAACUUGAGGCAGAAGGUCGAGGCGGACAAGCAUGACAAGUCCGUCAAGGACCUGGUCAUGCUCUUGUUCGAGACCGCUCUGCUGUCGUCCGGCUUCGUCCUCGAGGACCCGCAGGUGCACGCGUCCAGAAUAUACAGGAUGAUCAAGCUCGGCCUGGGCUUCGAGGAUGACGACGCGCCGGCUGAGGAAGCUGACAAAAUGGAGACGGAACUGCCGACGCUGGAGGGUGACACGGAGGAGUCCUCGAGAAUGGAAGAAGUAGAUUAAGCCGCUCGUAAGACUCUUGUCUCGAAUCCAAAGACUUUUUAGACAGUAGAAAGUGAGAGAGACUGUUCUUAAUUAAUUCUACUAGGAGCGCCGCGCGUAUUUUUCCCUUUUUUUCAUUUCAGUUUCGUUUUUCCGUAUGCGCUGGCAGAACGAAGUGCCGUGUUUGUGCGAGACGCGUGCAAUGGAAACAUCUGUAUUGAUUUUACGGAAUAUCUAGCACAAGUUCGCGAGCACGAGUCGAAUCCCGACGUAUCAAGUCGAAAUAACUGGACACCUAACUGGAAAGAUCGAUCACCGAAUCUUGCGUAAAAACCAUCGAAACUCGAUAGAAAUUUGCCACUUGAUUCUGUCCAGAAGUGUUCAUUAUUUUACAUUUUAUUCGCAGAUUCGCAUCCCAUUAUCAUUUUUUUACCUUCUGCGUAAUUGCGUUUCACACUUCCAUCAUUCCACGCCAUCACAAACUGGUUCUAUGGUAAAUGUAAGCGUGCGUAACAAAAUAAAUUAAUCAUAUUAAUUAA